Messenger RNA from Closterium sp. NIES-65, 762 nucleotides. The record is from the annotation of a GenBank genome assembly. Lineage: Eukaryota; Viridiplantae; Streptophyta; Zygnematophyceae; Desmidiales; Closteriaceae.
AUGAAGCUCAACAUUGCCAACCCCACCACGGGGUGCCAGAAGAAGGUCGAAAUCGAUGACGAUCUCAAGCUGCGUGCGUUCUUCGACAAGAGAAUCUCUCAGGAGGUCAGCGGCGACUCCCUCGGCGAUGAGUUCAAGGGGUACGUCUUCAAGAUCAAGGGAGGGUGCGACAAGGACGGUUUCCCCAUGAAGCAAGGUGUCCUCACACCCGGCCGCGUCCAAAUCCUCAUGCACAGGGGCGUGCCCUGCUUCCGCGGCUACGGCCGGCGCAACGGGGAGCGGCGCAGAAAGUCAGUGCGCGGGUGCAUCGUCAGCCAGGACCUGUCCGUGCUGAACCUGGUCAUCGUCAAGCAGGGCGACAACCACCUCCCCGGCCUUACUGACACGGAGAAGCCGCGUAUGCGUGGUCCCAAGAGGGCGUCCAAGAUCCGAAAGCUGUUCGCUCUGAGCAAGGAGGACGAUGUGACCAAGUAUGUCAACACCUACCGCCGCAAGUGGACCACCGCCAAGGGCAAGAAGAAGAGCAAGGGCCCCAACAUUCAGCGGCUGGUAACGCCCCUGAAGCUGCAGCGCAAGCGCGCGCGCCUGGCAGAGAAGAAGCAGCGCGUCGCCAAGGCCAAGUCCGCCGCCGCCGACUACCAGAAGCUGCUCGCGCUGCGCAUCAAGGAGCAGAGGGAGAGGCGGUCGGAGUCCCUGGCCAAGAAGAGGGCUUCCCGGGCGUCGCAGGCCAAGCCGGCUACCGCCCCUGCUGCCAAGGAAUAG